CAAUGUAGGUGAUCAUCCCUGCCUUGGACCUUAGUCCUCACCUCUACUAAUUUUGCAUGGUCUUUUCAUCUCAUUUUAUUUUCCUUCUCUUCUCCAUCCCUUCUUCUGUCCACUUAUCAUGAUUAAUAACUCAUUUUUACCCCUUUUUGCCACAUUACUUUGUCAUAAUGUUAUAUGACCUUUCAUGUCUGUUUUGAUCACUGACCAUUCUGGAAAUCUAUAGAUUUCGUAUUGUGAACCAAAAAACUUCUUACCUGGGUUGUUUUAUCUCCCAAACCCUACCCUAUUGCUAUAUUUCAAUUACACUUUACAUCUAUGGCAUUUUUGUUGCAAGUUGAUGUUAAGCCAUUCGCGCCGGGUAAAAAUGAACAAAAAAUGGGGAAAAUGCGGUGCUUAUUUUUUAUAUUUUUUAAUGAAAUUUCUCUACACUAGAUGGCUCUGCCUUACCUGAUUUAACCUUUACUUGAAUUGGCGGGAAAAUGUAUUUUUACUAGUGUUACGAAUAUCGAUGGUUAUUUUUAUUAUAAACAUUAUAAUUACUAUAAUGUUUUAAACUUUAGUAACAGCAAAAUAAGAUAAUGCAAAAUAAUUUCAUAAAUUAAAGAAAAGGGUAAACAGGCGAGGCAGGCAGUUCAAGUACAAGUGUAGCCAUCUAUGUGUGAAAACAAUUAAACAAGUAAAUUCACAGUGAGCCUGUCACGUAUGCGUGACGCCCGGCGCGAAUGGGUUAAGAAAGUUGGGCAACACAUAAUACUUAGGUAUACACUUACAGGAAAAUGUAAUGACAUUAUCAUAAAUAAAGUAAAAAGACAACACUAACUGAUAUGAAAUAAUGUGUAGGCAAAAAAUAACGUCAGAAUUUAAGUAGGUCGUGACAAAUGACAAAUGUGGCAUGUACAUACAUGUCAUGCCCGUUGUGAGUUUACUUCCUUAAUUGUUUUUACGCAUAGAUGGCUACACUUGUACUAAGUCACCAAUGAUCCAGUUACGAGGACCGCCUGUCUCGCCGGUUCACCUUUUUCAUCAAUUUACAAAAAUAUUUAACAUUAUCUUAUUUUGCUGUUACAAGUGUUUAUAACAUUAUAGUAAUUAUAAUGUUUAUAAUAAAAAUAACACUGUCUAUAUUUAUAGCACUAGUAAAAUAUGUUUUUUGCACCUAUUCAAGGAAAGGUGAAAUCCUUUAUGACUAAGCACUAGCAGAGCCAUCUAUGUGCAAAGACAUUUCACAAAAAUAUAGAAAAUGAGCACAACAUUUUCCCCAUUUUUUAUACAAUUUCCCCCGGCGGCAAUGGGUUAAUCACUCCAAAAAUACUUUACAAAAAUCAUGUGCAGACACACCGAGCCUUGGCAUUCUUGUAACAGAUUGAAGGCUGUAAAUUCCUCUGAAUUGACAUGUGAAAAUUCUUCCUGUGAUUCAGUUUUUCUUUUAGGGGCCUGCGCGCUUUCCAGGAAUAAGAACUGCAAUGUGACACUUCAGGAAUAUAAUGCUCUACAAGAAAGAGGAGCCUUUAUGUCUCCAUGGGACUUCAUGACAUCCACAGUAACUGGCAGAGUAUCUUAGCCGACAGAACAACUGUUGCUGAAAGAAGAUUCUGCACUGGUUGAAUAUCAGGCCAUCUUCAAGAAUGGAUUCUGCAAAUACUGAAGUAAAACUGGAGGUCAAAGAAGAACCAGAAUAUGUAUACGUGGAUGAAACAAUUUGUUUGGUGAAACUAGAAGAAAAGGAAUGUAAUAGAACUGCACUCAAGCAAGAAGGAGAAAGAAUUGUGGCAGAUGUUGGACUGUGUGAUGAUCCCCAGAAGUCAUUGCGUGGCUCAGGUCAGCGAAAACAAAUCUUCAAAGUGCAGAAGUCUGAUCAGCCCCUUGUGGGAACUAAGAGAAAGAUCCUACCAAGGCCACAAAUACAGAUUCAGAAUUUGAAUUUUAGUGCAAAUCCUCUCCCUGUCACACAAGUACAGGUUGUUGCUCAGCAUCAAGCACAAAAAGCAGAACCAAAGAAGCAACACAGUUUGACUGUCAAAAAUAUGUCACCAUUGAAAUCGCAGUCAAGCAAUUCCAGAGGGCGAAAAAUAUUACCACGACCACUUUUCCCAAAAAAUAUAGGACAGUUGCAACCUAACAAGACAAAUAUUCAACAUUCAAUUUCACUGAAUAAGCCACAGCCUAUUGCUUCAGGUAACACUUGCAAUGUAUUAGCUGUGAAUCCCACUACUGUAAAUGUUUCUCGAACAUUACCCAUACAGAGUGCUGCCCAUGUGCCAACUCAAGUGAAGAGUCAGGCAGCAGUACCAGAAUUCACUUCCACUUGUGCUUCAAAUGUGCAGACAGUACUUCCUGGGAAGCCAACCAAAAAUGGAUGCAUGCAUCUGAAAAAGGCUCUUGCACCUGGAAGAAAACUGUUGCCACGACCUCAGCAGACCACCUGUAAUCAAGGGGCAUAUAUUCCUUCACAGCAGAUACAGUCAGUGUCUGCUCUUCAGCAAGUACAGUCUAUUAAUCCUGUUUCAACAUCACAGAAUGUUCCAAAUCAGCAGUUUCAGAACAUAAAUUCAGCCAACAUUCACCAAAGUCCAACAUCAAUUCAGUCUCUUCAGGGCAUUCCACCCGUCAGUGUUCAGCAAGCUCUUCCAGUUCAGCAGUUACAAAACAUUCCAACUGUAAGUUCACAGCAGGCUUUGCCUUUGCAGCAGCUACCAAAUGUAACAUUUGAAAAUUCAACCCAGUCUGUUCCAAUACAACAGUUACAGAGCAUUCCAGCUGUAAGUAUGCAUCAGUCUUUGCCCCUGCAGUCUCUCCAGGAAGUUGUGACAACUAAUUCACUUCAACCAUUACAAGCCUUGCCUUCAGCAAGUGCUCAUCAUGCUGUGCCACUUCAGCCUCUACCAAACAUCUCAAAUUUAAUGCCAUCACUUCCAAAACUUGCACCUGCAAACAUGCAAACAUCUAUAUCAGUUAAGCCUGUUCCCACUGCAGCUGUACAGCAGCAACUAUCUGUACAGUCUCUUCAGGCCAUUAGUCCUGGAAGUGCAGGACAAGAUCUGCCAGUACAGCAGGUGCGUAGCAUACAUCCUUCUACACGAUCGGCUGUGCCUCAUCAGGAGUUGAGGAAUAUCACAACAAUCACUACACAAGCAGUGCCUGUUCAGGGGCAGUGUAUUCUUUCUGCUUCAAAGCAGCACAAAAUUCCAAUACAAACAGUACAUCCUGUCAGUACAAUUAACACAUGCUCUUCACUUCCUGUACAACUCCAAUCUAGUCAGCAGCAGCUGCCCCUUCAACAAAUUCAGCUGAAUCCAAAUGCAGUUCCCCAACAAUCAGUACCUAUCCAACAGCUUUCUUCAAAUGUCCACAACAGUGGGAAGAGGAAUUUGAACUUCCAGCAAAUUCAGUCUGUGACACAGUCGAAACAAACCAAACUUUCACUACAGCCAGUUUGUCCUGUGACAUCAUCAGGAACUCAUCAUCUUCUUCAGCUGCAUCAUGUUCAAAGUGUUACCCCAGAUGCCAGUCAUCAAGGCAUUCCCAUUCAGCAAAUUAAGACUGUCAGUACCUCUGUGUCAAACAAGUUGAUGUCUUCUCAGAAGUUUCAGCCUGUUGCCCCCAAACUCAUGCCUGAAGAAACUGCAACUAAUAUAUCAUCUACUCAGGGUCUCUCACUUCAAAUGAAAUCAGUGGCUCAGGUUGGUUCAAAUUUGAAGUUGCCAUUACCAGCAAUCAGCAAAGGAAUACCAAAUCCAACAUCUCAUCAGGUGGUUCAUAAAAAAAGAUGUCUCACUAGAAGAAGCAAAGCUGUCUGCUGUACAAAGCCAAAACGAAAAAUUCUACCUCGUCCUAUUUUGCCAACAGCAAAUGAUAGUACACCAUUACAUCAAGCAUCAGCACUGGUCCCUACUAAGAUAAUGACUCAGGAAAUUAUGAAGUCUGCUGCUAUUGAAAAAAGCGUAACUGUUUUUGUGCCUCAUGUAGGCUCAGCAACUUCUAAUAUGACACAGGAGUGUAUUCCAGUACCUCAAGCUACCACAAUUGAUUCACCAAAGAAACUUUCUCCCUCACAGCAGGAACAUGCUGCCUUCAGUUAUGACAACUGUUUAUCAUUACCUGAACAGCAGAAACUUCUUGUAAAAUGCAGUGUUGAGAAUGCUGCUCCAUGUCACUUAUUAAAAUCAGAUGGCUCAUCACAUAUUGCUCUCUCUUUUGAAACAAACGGAAAAGCUAACUUUGACUUUUUAGAAUCGUUGGAACAAAAUCAAGAAGUUUACAGAAAGAUUAACAGCAAUGCUUUACCUACAAAAGUAAGUUCUGAUUUAGUAAACACUUGUCCAAACCUGGUUGGAAGUGCUAGGUCUCAGACUACUCAUGUGUAUGGUCUGACUUUUAAAGACUUGUGUGAUGAUUCAAGUAUGGGUACUGAAGAAAUAACAGGCCUUCAGGAAAGUAGCUAUUCAUCAUUAGAGUCAGUAGAUACAUCUGCACAUGAGCAAGAAAAAGUAGCUGCUUCAACAAAAACUCUAGAUAUGAUACAAGAGGGUUGGAAAGAUUCUAAUCUGGAAGAUAAUUCCAUAAGACUGUAUGAGUUACAAUAUUCCAAUAAUGAAAGCAUAAAAGAGACUAUUAUCACUUCCCAUGACAGUGAUCCUGUUGCUGAAAGUAACUUCUUACCAGAAAAAGCUAGUGAUCUGUCCCAGCAGAGCGACGUUAUUUACCAUCAGGAAGAUUCUAUAAGAAUAUCUAAGAAUGAGGAAAUUGCUGAAGAAACACAGCUACUCAAUGUAUCAAAUCUUGCAGGUGUUAGUUCUGUUAAUGACUCAUUGAAGCAAGUAAGUUAUAUGAUGGUGAAUGAUGGUGUUCCAGGUACUCAGUUGUUACAGUAUUCAGAAGAUUCCUCUACCAAGGAUACUAGCAUAAUGGAUGAACCACAAGGCAACAUUAAUGAUUCUUCUGCUAAUGAAUUCCUUAUUCAGUACCAACCAGUGGCCACUUCAUGCACAAGUAGUGAACAGUCGCAUAUAAAUGAAGUACAUGAUAGCAGUAUUAUAUACCAAGAGCCCCAAAUGCAAGAUGCUGUUAGUAACUCACUUUUCCAAGAACCAUCUUCCAACACUAUCUCAGAGGUUAAACAAAGUGCAGUAUUAGUUGCUGAACUUUCCCAAAGAAGCGGUGGUGUAUGCCAGAGGAACGUUUCGGCAGAUGAAGACCAGACGGGCAGCCAGCAGCUCAGCAAGGAACAAGUGGAGCCAUCGGAAAAACACCACCAAACAGAGCAGGAGGGCAGGGCACAGGCGUGGGCAGCAAAAGCCCAAAGAGGCUUUAAAAGGAAAUGGAACAAACUCUCCAACGGCCAUUUUUCUCAGGGAUUAGUUCCUGACUAUUAUAAGAGGAACUUCAGGUCCUUCCGCACAUUGCAGCUGCAGAAGCGAAGAGUGCUAGAAAUGAGCUGUUUGAAGCAGAAGAUCGUGAGUCAGGGAAUCAGAAUCAGAUGCCUAGAGCAGGAACUUCAAGAAGAAAGAAAGAAGAAUGAGCUAUUAAGGAAAAAGUUACUUAAGACGGUCAGCAGCAAAAAGAAAGGAGUGAAAGGAGCAGAUCACUCUCUUGCUGGAGGGAAAUGCCAGCCUCAGGUGCAGGAGUCUGCAGAAGGGGGAACACUAAAAAAAGCGGAAGAAAGUAAGACAGACUUAGAAGAGGAGAGAGAUUCAGGCCAGAAAGGCGAGGGGCCGUCAAGCUCGGCCAGUCAAGAUGGUCUAGCAAAGAUGAUUCACGACUUCAUGGUGCAGGAGGACGUGUCGCAGCCGUGCCGCGAAGGGGCGGGGUCAGGCGAGAAGGGCUUCCUGCGGGCCCGCCUCCACUUCCUCCAGGUGCUCCACAAACGUUUCCUGGCCGACUGCUGCAGGGCGUGCUCUUUUGAAACGUUCGCCAAGAAUAUUCCUGAAACUGUUGUAAAGUUGAAAGCGGACGAAAUGAGUGUAUGUGUGUGCAUGACUUGCCAAAAUCCAGAAUUGAAGAUUGAAAGCUUGAUCAAAAGACGGCUUCUUGCUAUCGAUACAGACGUCGAGGAAAUAAUUUCCAACGAUGAGGCCUGGGACACUUUCAUGGCAACAGUGGGGAUGCUUAGGGCCCGCCAGGCACAGCUGACCUACAACUCUUGGUUCGUGAAUGCCUGUGACAGUGUGCACAAAGACAAAAGAACUGUCACGAGUUCCCUGGCGGAAAUGAUUGACCUGCUAGAGAGCGAGUUGCACGCCCUGAAGGUUCACCUUAACCGCACCUGUCAGACGUAUGAAGAAGUGUUCAAGGCAAAGUGUGAAGCGAAUGCCUCGCCGCAUCAUGCAGUUGUACAAAGCGGCUGGGCGCCGAUGAUUCUGUUCCAUCCCGUCGGCACGGGCGGGCCGGCGGAGCCCCAAGGUGUGGUGAACAUGCAGUGCGGGUUUUUGUGGUCCAAGGAGGAAACCACAGGAUUUGCCGCCAUGUCCGACGCCAGAGAUCGAACAGCGGCCGCCGUGUGCGCGAGUCUCGAGCAAGUCUUGGAGAAAAUGAUCAAGCAAGGGAUAAGGAGCAUUACCUUUAUCACGGACCCACAGACCCACACCUCCUGUGUGCGCGAGUAUACCCGCAGGUGUGAAAUUCAAACCGAGUGGAUCUUCCUCGACCCUGGGCACGGUCGCAGCAACGCAGAAGCUGUCGGGCAUUCUAUCACGAAGCUCCUGUGCGACAGCAUCAACAGCAGUCCAGUGGGAGGGCUUCGCAGCGCCCGGGACAUGUUCGACCUCGUAAGUGUGCGCUCCAGCAGCGUGAUGCACCUGUAUGGCGAAGAGGACGUGCGGCGCCUCAGAGAGCUCUUGGGUGCGGGCGCGAACGUGUUUCAUGAAGACACGCAAGAGAAGUAGCUGCAGUCACUUCGAAGGGAAAUUGAAAAUACUCAGAUUUCAAUCUUUAUGUGUAGGGCAGUACUAACAGAACCAAAGAUAGUCAUAGAUAGCUAUAGAAUGGUACACACCCCAGGUGAUGAAAUGCUGGUAGGAAUUAGCCGGUGAUGCCAUUGGCCCAGCAGAUAACGCCACAGAUAUCAUUACCCGAGGCGGCAGAUGAGAAUGAAAACUCACGCCGGGAAAAUGCGAUAACGAAUCCAUAUUGAUCCUAUACACCCAUUUUGAUUCAGGGAGUCGGUAACCGAAACCCCGUUUUAAUAACUACAAAAUUCAAUUUGCUACAAAAGAUUUUAUUAUAUAUAUGUCGCAUACAAAUAUCAAUUGUAUUGAUUAUUGAUAUUCAUCCUAUCCUUGAGAUAUCACGGAGAGUACAGUGUGUUUACAGGAAAAUAUAACACCCUGUUCCCAUGGUAAGUAAACGCACUCUCUCUCCUCUCUCCUCUCCUCUCCUCUCCUCU
Messenger RNA from Penaeus indicus, 7381 nucleotides. RefSeq lists its product as uncharacterized. The record is from RefSeq and is a predicted model, not a curated record. Bases 1626 to 6881 code for a protein of 1751 amino acids. The transcript is spliced from 5 exons. NCBI's taxonomy places the organism in Eukaryota, Metazoa, Arthropoda, Malacostraca, Decapoda, Penaeidae.